UUUGGACUUAAUAGCCUAAAUUGGAUUAUGGCUUUGUGUUUGGCAAGCCAAGGUGCACAGAUGUAAGCCAUUCGGACAAGACAUGGAUGGGCUAGCCCAUGGCAACCCAAAUUGGAUAUGUAAUGGCAUCAUCGGUCUGGAAAUUGUCGCACUUCCUAACACAAGUGUUUGACUCAAACGAGCCCUUAAUUUGCCGUGAAAGGAACGAGAGCUAAUUGGUGCCCACAACGUAGGUUCUACCCCAUGUGUUUACAAACAUGUAUAACAGUUGUGCAGGAGUCUUUCCUCUUAAGGGACCCAAAAAGAGAAACAUGAAAUAAACAGAAGCCUCUGGCCGAAAAGCAACAAAACAAAAGCCACCCAUUAACUUGCUAGGGCCAUUCAGAGAAUUGGGCUACAAGGCGAUGCCACAUACAACGGGUUUGUUAUGAACCAGCUGAAGCAAAUCCACGCCUACACUCUUAGAAAUGGCAUAGACCACGCCAAAACCCUCAUUGUUAGGCUACUUCAAAUCCCCAACCUUUUGUAUGCCCAAAAGCUGUUCGACCUUAUUCCCAAGCCAACCGUCUUUCUCUAUAACAAGCUCAUUCAAGCCUAUUCUUGUCAUGGACAAUACUACCGGAGCGUAUUUCUCUACUCCCAAAUGUGCCUUCAAGGCUGUCCCCCAAACCAGCACAGCUUCACCUUCCUCUUCGCCACUUGUGCUUCCCUCUCCUCCCCUCGCCACGGCCAAAUGCUCCACGCCCAUUUUCUCAAGUUGGGUUUCGAAUAUGACGUGUUUGCCUUGACUGCUUUGGUUGACAUGUAUGCUAAGCUGGGCAUGUUGGCCUCAGCACGCCAAAAAUUUGACGAAAUGCAUGUAAGAGAUAUACCCACUUGGAAUUCAAUCAUUGCGGGCUAUGCCAGGUCCGGGGAUAUGGAGGGUGCGUUAGAAUUGUUCGGUUUGAUGCCUUACAGAAAUGUGGUAUCGUGGACGGCAAUGAUAUCUGGCUACUCACAAAAUGGACAAUACGCGAAGGCCUUAAGGAUGUUUUUCAGGAUGGAAAAGGAGAAAGAUGUGAGGCCGAAUGAAGUGACUAUAGCUAGUGUUCUUCCAGCUUGCGCAAAUCUUGGGGCGCUGGAGGUUGGAGAGAGGAUUGAAGCAUAUGCUAGAAAAAAUGGGUUCUUCGAGAAUUUGUAUGUAAGCAAUGCUGUAUUGGAAAUGUAUGCAAGGUGUGGUAAAAUUGACGUGGCUUGGCAUGUGUUUUAUGAGAUUGGCCGCCGCAGAACAUUGUGCUCUUGGAACUCAAUGAUCACGGGUUUAGCUGUCCACGGAAGAUGCAACCAGGCUCUAGAGCUUUAUGAUCAAAUGCUGAGAGAAGGAAUGGCACCAGAUGAUGUAACAUUUGUGGGACUUCUCUUGGCAUGUACUCAUGGAGGCAUGAUCAUAAAAGGCCGACAACUCUUUGGAUCAAUGGAAAAAAACUUUCAUAUCACGCCCAAAUUAGAACACUAUGGAUGCAUGAUUGAUCUGCUAGGCCGUUCUGGAGAACUGCAAGAAGCUUAUGAUCUCAUACAAAGUAUGCCUAUGAAACCAGAUUGUGUUGUAUGGGGUGCACUUCUGGGGGCUUGCAGUUUCCAUGGUAAUGUUGAGCUGGCUGAAAUAGCAGCCGAUUCCCUCUUUGAGCUUGAACCAUGGAAUCCAGGUAACUAUGUCAUUCUUUCGAAUAUUUAUGCGUCAGCAGGCCGAUGGGCUGCGGUUUCAAAGCUAAGGAAGUUGAUGAAGGGUGGCCAAAUUACAAAGGCAGCAGGAUAUAGUUCAAUUGAAGAGGGAGGCCAAAUUCAUAAUUUCAUUGUGGACGAUAGAUCACAUCCAAAAAGUGAUGAACUAUAUGCUUUACUGGAUGGAGUUUAUACAAAGAUGAAGCUUCCAAGAAAUGCAACUGAUUGCGAAUCCGACCUUGAAGAACAAUGAUACCAAUAUAUUCUUAAUUUAUUGGAUAGUUCACUUGAAUAAAGCUGGGAAAAUUUUUCAAAGUCAU
Molecule: messenger RNA, 2021 nt
Organism: Alnus glutinosa
Lineage: Eukaryota; Viridiplantae; Streptophyta; Magnoliopsida; Fagales; Betulaceae
Product: pentatricopeptide repeat-containing protein At5g08510
Exons: 2
Coding region: 428-1954 (508 amino acids)
Biological process (GO): RNA modification
Molecular function (GO): RNA binding; protein binding
Source: RefSeq, a predicted model, not a curated record